AGGCUCGAGGCGGGGCUGAACCCAGACUGGAUCCGCGUGCGCGCUCAGUCACCGAGUGAGUGAGGAGUGCGUAGCUGUGGUGGUGGUGGUGGCGGUGUGUGUGCGUGCGUACAUUGCACCCGGAGACACGGCCACACAGAGACACCGACAGGGAGCCCUCCCUCCCCUUCCUGCUCGCACCUCCCUGCCGCCGCCGCCGGCACAAAAACGGUGGCUUGCUCGCUCUGCUUUGUCCCUCGCAACCCCCCCACACCCUGUCCUCCCAUCGCCACGUCUCUCCUUGCGCUCUCCGCUUCGCUCGUUCGUCAGCAGCGCCUCGUCACAUUCUCGCCUCUACCCACCCCGUCUGCCCCGGGGCUAGUUACGCACGGGGAAACAUCCCCAUCGCAUCGUUCAUCCUCCACGUCCACGCGCGCCGCCAGUGUUGUGGUUGUGUGCUUGGUGAGCGCCACAGCUCCAUUCAUCCUCCUCCUUCCACCGUCUCGGCUCCCAGACGCGAGAUGGGAAUCGAGACACUCCUCGAAGCAGCGCGCUACGUGGAGUGGCAAGCGCAGCGGCGAUCCAGAGAGCGCACGGCGUGGGCCGAGAGUGUCAUCACGUGGCCGGGAGAGCAGCCCCAGCACCUGCACGGCGCUCGCGGCGAUGCGGACUCGUACCACGGCGAGUCUCCGGCCCCACCACCGCCACCGCCGCCGCCGCCGCCGCCUCCGCACUCCCGGCCGCUGCCACCCGCCACCGCCGCUCCCCCCCUCGCCCCCGCGCCCCCCACGGACAGUGCCCCCGCACCGCCGGCCCCCCCCGUCCCCGCCGCCCUUCGACCCCCCGCCCCGCGAGGCCGCCACGCGCGGAGCGGCCCGCCGAGUGACGCUCCCUCAGCCGCCGCGGGUCCCGGCGGCCCCGGCUCGUGGAGGCCCCCGCGCUGCUCCCCCUCCACGUCCCCCGGCGUCUCGUCCGCGUCGCCCUCGAUCUCGUCCUCUUCCUCGGCGGCGUCGCCGUCGUCGCCGUCGUCGGCGUCGCCCAACUCCGGGCCGUCGUCGCCGACCCACGCGGGGCCGUGCCGGGGCACGCGCAGCCCCAAGGGGUCGCCCGCGCCGCCGCUCUCCCCCGACUCCUCCAAGCCGGAUGACCUCAAGAAACGCGCCGGCACGCGGGAGGCGCACAACAAGCUGGAGAAGCACAGGCGGGCUCAGCUAAAGGAGAGCUUCGAGGCACUCAAAAGGAACGUGCCCAACAUGGGCACCAAGAAGACGUCCAACCUGGACAUCCUGCGCGGCUCGCUCAAGUACAUACAGGUGCUGAAGCGGAAGGAGCGCGAGUGCGAGCACGAGGUGGAGUGGCUGGCGCGCGAGAAGAUCAGCCUACAGCAGCGCCUGGCCGCGCUGCGCAACGAGCUCUCGUCCGCGCUGGAGCCGCACGAGGUGGACGCGCUGGUGCGCGGCGCCUCCGGCGGGCACGGCGACGGCGACGGGCAGCGCCGGCCGUCGGACCUCCGCGACGGCAGACGGGGCAACCCGUACGACGACGACGGUGGCGAGGACGAGGGGGACGACGACGACGACAACAUGGACGAGGACCGCAACGUCGCCGACGACGACGACCAAACGUCCACCGCGUCCGAGGGGGAGGAGGGCCCGGAGCCGGCUGUCGUCAACCUCCCGCUGUUGGUCAACCCGGAGCACGCGCCGCGCGACCUCUCACUCGCCAAGUGGAUGGUCGCGCCUCUCUCUGGAUCUCCGCACUGCUUGGGGCAGGCUCCCCGCAACAACGUAGUGCAGCAGAAUCAGCAGCAGCAGCAGCAACAGGGCAAUCACUGCACUCCACUGAACUCCACGCAGCAGCAGCGGCCGCAGCAGCAGCAGCCGCAGCAGCCUCAGCAGCAGCAGCAGCCGCAGCAGCAGCCGCAGCAGCAGCAGCAGCAGCCUCAGCAGCAGCAGCAGCCUCAGCAGCAGCAGCAGCAGCCUCCGCAGAUGGCAGUGGCUUCACCUCAGGGCCACGCAACUGCCCCGCCACCUGGCAGCGCCUCGUACCGAGGCCCCGCACCGCGGCCGGACCCGUCGCGCCCCGCGCAGCCCCAGCCGACGUGCAACGGUGCGCCGAGCCGGGCCCCGGUUGCUGCCCUGCCGCAGGGCGAGCGGGCGGCACUGCCGGCCUCGCGGCCCGUGGCGGCCGUGGUGUCGCCUCGCGGCUGCGUGGUGUCACGGGCGCCGGCGAUCGUGGCUCGGGUCACUCCCGUCAUUCAGACGUCGGUGAUCCGUGGGCCCACGAACCCAGCCCCGUUGAAAAACCACAACCUCAACAUCAAUCAUUUUCCGCAUCAGCACAACCAUCACAAUCAUAGCGAUAAUCAUCACCACCACCAACACCACCACCAUCAUCAUUUCCAGCAACAUCACCAGCAGCAGCAGCAUCUCGAACACAACCACCAUCAGCACCAUCACCUCGCGGGCAGUCUCGCUCACACACCUCCGCCGCUGGUCAAGCCGCAGUGAGAGGGACGAUGCGGGGACUGCGUUUGUCUCGGUUGAAGAGCUGCGGGACCGGUGGCAUGGGUGGGCACAGAGUUGCCUCCAUCUGCCUCCCCAGGACGUCGAAGCAGACCGAGCGGAGGAGAUCCCCCGCUAGGUUCGCGUUUAUUCCUCCACUCUCGAUCCAUGAUCAUGUGACCUUGGAGAAGCGGAGGAACAGAAUCAACAGCAGUGGCAAAACUUAACGUGCACUCCGGGGGCUUGUUGUUCGAGUUGUGGAAUAUCCCUGCUGUCCGUCAGCGGCUCUGGGUUUUGGUGGCGGCUUGCCCAUCGCGUGUUGCUCGGGCGGGUUGGGUGCUCUUGUUAAUCCUUCUCGAGCCGGCUCCGUUUCACCUCACCUUUCGCAAUAUGGGCGGAAGACCCACGAAGCUCUGCCUCUCUCACAUGUGAAUCUUCCCGCGCACUCUGUCGAGCACUGGAUGCGCCCAUUGAAGGAGCUGGAAUCUUCCACGACGGUUGAAGUGCACCAAGGACCAAUCCAGCUCCACUCUUAUACGGCAACAAAAGGAGCUGUAAAAGUUAAAAAAGUAAAAAAAAAGAAGAGAAAAACCCUCGGAUCCUCUUUUUCCACAACGAGCACUUGACUUGUCCAGCGGUUUGGGCGAAUCACACGAGAGCGAGCCAAUCACCUGCGCUUGCCCAGAACUAGCUGGCCUAGCUGCAGCAGGGCCAGGUGCUCGCGAGAGACCGAGUCAACCCGACGAGGUACCGAACGGCGACGAGGGACGGCCUCACCACGAACUCGAGGCAGCGAGGCCUGCCUAGGCAAGAGACACUCAUCAAGUGCUAAUUCCAUAAGAAAAAAAGUUUUCCCCCCCCACCCAACCCAACGAGGAGGUUCUCAUGCGGCACCUCGAGUUGUUUUUUCUAAGUGCGUGCGUGCAACGUGUGUGUGCGCGUCUCUCCGUCUCCUCGAAGCCCACACACGCUACUGUCAUCAUUUUGACACCGAUGGUUAGCAGAUAUUAUCUACUUGUGCCUCCCUCCAUCCCUGCCUCUCCCCCCUCCCCAAAAAAAAAAUCAAGUACCUAGCACUAAUAGUUUAUAUAUAUGUAGAAAAAUAAAAAAAAUAAGAAAAAAGAAUAACCGUGCAAUAGGCUGCGCUGAAGUUGGUGAAGACGGAGGAGACUGCUCUCAGCUUGCGGUGCGAGGGCAUCGCUUUGAUCGCAAGCUGCCCCCCCCCCUGCUCUCGCCCCGACCAACGGAGGAUAACGCACGGCCUGCGUCCCGCGUUAUCUCUCCGAGCCACCUUGGAGGGGGUAGCGCGGAGCAGGUGGACAUGAAAUGGGGUGGACGCGAGGGUUGGCUGGCAGCGUACGCGGCUCACUCGUUCGCUCAGUUUGUUUCAUCCGUCUGUAGCGGCCUCCUCCCCCACCCCCCCCACCCCCCCCAUUUAUCCGCUGCUACUCUGAGAGGAUGAGCGAAGUCCGCGGUGCCCGAUGGACCUUGUCCGGCCACACCACCACCAUCGCCGCCGUCACCCCGUCUGAUUAUUGUGGUUGUGACCGGAUGGACUGGCAAAAGAAACAUUGUUUAUUUUUUAACUCUCACGUUUACUUUUUUUCUGGACUACGAAGCAGAUUGUUAUUUUUUUGUGACCAUCAGUGGCAAGGCUAGAGGCUUGGGAAUUACAAAAGAAAACAGCCUCGAUCGUAAAAAAAAGAGAUGUUUCCAAGCCAAUCGUGGGUUGAAAUGCUGUAUCUGCAUAGACUAGAGGAUUUUGGACUAGAAGCAUAAUAAAAGGUAAAAAAAUGUUUAUAAAAAAUAAACAUAAAAUAAAAAAACAACAGCUUAUAAUUUGUUCAGGUAAAAAAACUAAAGCUAUAUCGGGAGAAUGCUUUGUGUUGGAAAAAUUAUGCUCGUAUUCUACAAUGUUUGAAUGUUGAACUUCUUUCGUACCGUACGUAGCCAAUCGGAGGUGCGAGGGCAGGCCAACAAAGCAACACUACUACUACUACAAUCAACACUACUGCCAUGUUAAGUCAGGUUCAUACGAUGCCCCUUUUGGAUAUCGCAGUACGUACGUUCUUUCGGACCGAUCACAUCGCACCGAUUCUACGGCGUACGUAGCCAACCGGUUCACUGUUUAGGUUUCAAUGUGAUCCACAUUGAAAUGUGAUCCACAUUGAAACCGAAACUGUGGAUUCAGGAUGGGAGAACAAAAAAAAUCAACUCUGUUGUUUUUUUUUCCUCUCUUUCUGUCGUUGCUAAAUUUCUUCCCUCAUUUUAUAAUUUUAAAAAAUUUCACAUUUUUAAAGUAACUCUUUUUGUUUAUGUCCUCCCACCCCCCGAACCCCCCCCCCCCCCAUUUGUGUUAUUACUGUACGUUUGUUUAUUAUUGUUGUUAUUGUUUUUGGGCUGUAGACACUGAUGUGACCGCGAGCUGUAUGAAAGGAGCUAUCGGCCAAUCCACCGCCUGUAAUUGUCCGUGACGGCACCGCAGCGCCUGGUGGAUUUCGUGACGUGCGGCCCCGCCGAGCUUUGACGAUCGCCACCGUUGGCGCCCCGUUAGCCACGUUCCUUUGCCGGACAGCCGUGGGUGGAGAAACUACGGCCACGCGGGCCGGACAUUUCGUUUCGUGUAACCCGUGGCCACACGAGGCCUACGCAAGGCUUUAUUUAUGGAACAUUUGCCAGAGCUCAGAUCCCUCGCCAUUAAGCCCUGGGUCCUACUACUUCCGCAACAGCUUGCAAGCAAUAUUUAUUCGUCACUGCAAACAUCUUCAGCCGCACUAAUCGGGUACUAGAGGGGACAUGUUUUCGGCCCGCCAACAACACUGUGUUUCGAACUUUUCAAUGCGCUCCACCGCUUGUGUCCAUGCGCGAGGCCUCCUGCCGAAGGUAUUCGGAAGUCCUCUCCGGCUGUCGGCACUCGAAGGAAGCGAUUGCCUCCCCACCCACCCCUGCUGUAGGGUCUUGCGACGAUCUUGCAGCGAGGCGUUCCGGAGCGAGGCAGCCGCCUGGUUGAAUCUGUCCAUGAUGCACUACCUAAUUAAAUCGUGCCGCCCUCUCCGAUGUGCGCUCAUUGAUUGAGAUGCACUUCUGCUACACAAGUAAUUGUUUUUUUGAAGUCUUAAAGAUUUAAGAAAUCUUUAAUGUCUGUGAUUCCUGUAUGAAGUGUAUCUGCUCUGUGUGACCUCCCUCGAUCUCGUGAUGUUUCUCAUUUUUAAGUUCCCCCCCUCCUCCUCACCUUGAAAGAAGACAAAACCCCCACCACCAACGGUGAUUGACGUUUUUUUUGAAAGCAUGCGCGCUUUUUAAAUAUUUACGAGGAGCGUUUGAAGGCUAUGCGGUGUUGUGCGAGCCCGGGAGCACAGAGACGAUGCGGUGAAGGCUGCUGCAUGGAUCGGACGUGGAGUUUGUCGAUCGCAUCUGUAAUUACUGUAUUAAUGAGUGUCAAGACUCCAUUCCAAAGACUCCACUGCUGGGUUAUUCCCCCCCCCCCCGCCAAAGCGGCCUCCCAUCCUGCAAGACAGCGUCUCCGCACCUCGAUGACCCUACCGGUCCUCGCCAUUCAAACACAGAUGAAGUUGUUACAUGCCGCAUGAGCCUGAUGAUUGCUAAAUAACGCACGUUCCGUGCGACGUAUACUGCUGAUUCGCGUGAAGAUGGAGAUGUCCUGCAUUUGCACACGUCUUGUUCGUGCGGCGCGUGUGGAUCUGUGCCGUACGACAUGAUCCAGACCGCGCCGAUUCAUACUAAGACAGGGAUCUUGUGCGCGCAACGCCGAUUCAAAUUUGCACAUCUUCUGUGUGUGGACGCGAGGCUUCGAUUAAAAUUAAAUGGAACAGUGCGCGCGUAAGAAGCGCGCGCCCAAGGGCUGUAAGGUUAAAGGCCCCUCGACUUCACGCGGGGUGGCGCGCUUUAGCAAUCAUCAGGCAAGCGCGCGCGUAACAGCCUUGCGCUUGCGAGCGGAGGAUGACCGAUCGGUGGAGCGCGGUGGGGCACGCGGCUGCAACGGCCGGCGUUUUGGGAAGCCCCUGUUUGUAAAGCGCGCCACACACUCGCCAAAAAACUAAAAACGUGGUCUCCUCCCCCCCCCCCGGCGUUUGCUCGUCAUGAAUGAACGCGCGAGGGUGCGGGGCAGGGCAGCGGCCAAAUCCUGAUCGCCAGCGAAGGCCACAGUGUGGGACAUGGUUCUUCCAUUUCGUCAGUAAACACGGGCAGUUGCGCACAAAACUAAAAUAAAUAAAUAAAACACGUGAGAAACGCUACGGAUGUAACCCGCCGAAGCCUUACACAUUGACGUGAGCAACCGUGACUGGACUAGCGCCGUCAGGCUGUACCGGGUUAUCCCCUUGUUGUACGCUAAGAGGAAUACAAACAUAAAAUAAAACCAGACGAUUUGCACAGAGAAAAGCCAGGUUAUUUCUACUACUGUUUGUACUCCCCCCCCCCCCCCCCCCCGUUGCCUUGUACGGAACCCUCCUGCACAAAUGAAAUAAAAAAAAUGUAAAGAAA
Lethenteron reissneri (Far Eastern brook lamprey) is the source of this 6986-nucleotide messenger RNA. RefSeq names its product max-binding protein MNT-like. Gene Ontology annotation, biological process: regulation of transcription by RNA polymerase II. NCBI's taxonomy places the organism in Eukaryota, Metazoa, Chordata, Hyperoartia, Petromyzontiformes, Petromyzontidae. Gene Ontology annotation, molecular function: DNA-binding transcription factor activity, RNA polymerase II-specific; protein dimerization activity; RNA polymerase II cis-regulatory region sequence-specific DNA binding. The record is from RefSeq and is a predicted model, not a curated record.